Molecule: messenger RNA, 797 nt
Organism: Daucus carota subsp. sativus
Lineage: Eukaryota; Viridiplantae; Streptophyta; Magnoliopsida; Apiales; Apiaceae
Product: transport protein particle 20 kDa subunit
Exons: 5
Coding region: 90-491 (133 amino acids)
Biological process (GO): endoplasmic reticulum to Golgi vesicle-mediated transport
Cellular component (GO): TRAPP complex; cytoplasm; nucleus
Source: RefSeq, a predicted model, not a curated record
AGCGAAUCAUAUAUAUUAACAUAUAACAUAUCUUCAUUUAAUUACUGUAAUUUUCUUGAUUUGAGUUUUAUACAGAGAUUUGAUCAGCAAUGACAGCAUGCUUUAUGAUUAUUAGCAAGAGUGACAUUCCUAUCUACGAAGCUGAAGUCGGUGCUGCCCCUAAAAGGGAGGAUGUUGCGCAACAGCACCAGUUCAUCUUGCAUGCAGCACUGGAUAUUGUCGAGGACGUCGCAUGGACUACGAGUACUAUGUUCUUGAAAGGAAUUGACAGAUUUAAUGACUUGGUGGUUUCAGUAUACGUGACGGCGGGGAAUACGCGACUGAUGCUGCUUCAUGACCCACGGAAUGAUGAUGGAAUUAGAAGCUUUUUUCAAGAGGUUCAUGAACUCUAUAUAAAGAUCCUUCUCAAUCCACUGUAUCUACCUGGAUCACGCAUUACCUCCAGCCAUUUCAAUACAAAGGUUCGAGCUCUUGCAAGAAAAUAUCUCUGAUCUGAGAGUGUCAUCUGCCAGAGAAAGAGCUUUACCCUAAGUAGAGGCUGCGUAGUGCUUCAGUAUUCUCUUCUGACAUGAAAUAAAUAUCUCCAUUUCUGGCUCAUUAUGUGAUAUUGUGAAGUGUUGGCCUCUCGUAUAAUCUAGUUAGAAUAGUUUGCUUUUUGAUGCAAAAUAAUAUUUGCUUUCGCUGAAUAGUAAACAAUGAAGCUGGUAUUAAAAGAGCAGUAUAUAUUGGUAGGCAUGCAUAUUCUCCAUAUUGUCAUGGUUAAAUUUUAUUGAAAUAAUAUUUAUUUUUCAGUUCAA